Molecule: messenger RNA, 1168 nt
Organism: Prunus avium (sweet cherry)
Lineage: Eukaryota; Viridiplantae; Streptophyta; Magnoliopsida; Rosales; Rosaceae
Product: transcription factor IBH1
Biological process (GO): regulation of DNA-templated transcription
Source: RefSeq, a predicted model, not a curated record
AACAAAACAAAAAGUUAAUAAAGUUCUUCAACCCACCACUCAUGUAAGCCUAAACUAUUCCCUCUUUCUUCACCAUCCUUCCAUUGCUCCUAAUCUGUGUGCUAAUUAGACUCUCAGAGCUCAUCAAAGCUUAUGCCUUUUGUCAUUGCAAAGCAAGCAAGAGGCCCUCCAAUUGGCCAUUGCCUAUCUUUCUUUCCUUAAUCCCAUAAAGUCAUUUCUGUCAGAGCUACAGAUAGUCACUUAUAGGAUUUAGAUCCCCCACCACCACCACCAAUAUAUAUAUAUAGAGAGAGAGAGACAGAGAGAGCUCCUCAGCUCACCUUCCAUGAAAAAACCCUAAAAUUUUAUCUCCUCACCAUGACUAGUAUAACUACAAGCGGUGUCACCUUAAACAUCAAAUCCUGCAAAACCAAGUUUGCUCAUAGAUUUGUUCGAUCCCUCUUGCAAAUCGGAAACCAUGCUCCACCCAGUUCAUCGUCGUCUUCAGAGGAAAAGCUGAUCCAAAAGCGCAGGCAGAGAAUAAAGAUAGCAGCUUAUUCAUCCAUGGCUCAUGCUGUUGGGCCAAGGAUGAACUGGAGCAGGGCUCUUCUCUUUAAGCUUCGAAACCGGGCCAGCAGGCACCGUAAGAAGAAAAGGGUUGUUGUGAUCAGAAGGAGGACUAAAAAGGCCUCAAGAUCAUCCCAGGGAUCGGUUCCUGUGGAUCAAGCAAAAAAGCUUCGGCGGCUCGUACCCGGGGCCAAGUCCAUGGAUUUGUGCAGCUUGCUGGAGGAAACUGCUCACUACAUAACAUGUCUUUCCACCCAGAUUAAGGUGAUGCAGGCUUUAGCUGAUCAUCUUUCUAAAUGAGACAGAAAUCAAAGAAGUGGAUGGAAUGAAAUUAUUGAUACAUACAGAUGAUACAGGUGGGUGUUGUGUGGGCGGUAAGUAUAUAUAUAUAUAUAUAUAUAUAUUAUACAAAUCACAUGGAUUAUAUAUAAAGUUUUGGUUUACUGCAUAUGCUCAAACUCAAACAUAUAUGUAGUUAUUUGAAUUUAAAGAAGGAUGAUGUAAACCCUGACUUGAAAUUAAUGUACGGAUUGAAUAUUUUGUAUAUACAAUAUUCAAACAUCACAUAUACAUAAACUCUGACUUGUAUAAAGUUAAAGCCAGAGGCUCUCAUUUAAGUUAA